Molecule: messenger RNA, 1407 nt
Organism: Tetrahymena thermophila SB210
Lineage: Eukaryota; Ciliophora; Oligohymenophorea; Hymenostomatida; Tetrahymenidae
Product: eukaryotic-type carbonic anhydrase family protein
Exons: 1
Source: RefSeq, a predicted model, not a curated record
AUAUUAUAACUUUUAAAGUUUGUUUAAUUUGAUAUAGUAUUUAUUUAUCUCUACAAAUCUUAUAAAUUAAUGAAUUAAAUGCAAUCUGAAGAUAACACUAAUAUUCAAUAAAGCUACAAUUAAAAGUUCCUUUCUAAUCAUUUAUUUGAUUUUACAAGUAAGAAAUAAUAAAAUGAUAAUAAAGCUAAGUUUACAUGUUAAGAUAGUACAAAUUAAAUUGGUGAAGAUACCAGUUAAAAAAGUUUAAGUAGCAAUAGUGUAACAAAGAAAAUAUAAAAAUAAAAAAAAAAUAAAAUUAACUAACUUGGUAACCAUGAUAGCCAGCAAUAAGUGAUGAGAUAUUGUCUAACGCAAGUUUAAAAGCCUAUUUAUACUCCGUAUUUGUUUCUUUUUACUGGAAAUGUAAUCAUAGAUUUUAUUGAUUAAUCAAGAGAGUCACAAAUAUUUAAUUCACUAAAACCGCUUACUAUAUAAUCAUUAACAAAGAGGGAAGAUUGGUUUAGUGCUAAGCCUUCUUUUAUAGAUGUUUGUAAUGAAUUUGAUAUGGCGAUAUAUCUUCUUGAAAAUAAAUAAUCCUAAAUAUAAUAUGAUAUAGCAUAGAAAAUGAAAUAAUUUAAGUUAUUUGCUAGUAAGUAAACACAAAUUAUAAGCAAAAUUAAAGAAAAAUAUAAUAAUAAUUUUGAAUAAUUGAGUGAUCUAAAAGCUGAGAGAGCUAAGUAUAGAAAUGAUUAAAUAGAUAAUUACAUUAAAGCAAAUAUGAAAGAAGAUGAUUUUUAUAUUUGUUUUGAUUACGGAAUCGAUUUUUAAAAUAGUGUCACUCAUCCUCUUUUUAUUAAGUUUAGUAAAAGCAUGUUUGCACUGUUUGGAAUAGAAGAAGACUAUGUACACUUAUUUUUAACUAAGAAAGAAGCUUUCUAAUAAAUGAUACCAGAUAUAUCAAGAAAAUUACUGACCUUGGUCAAUAUGUAGCUACUACUCUAAGAAGAUAGGUAUAAAAAAUUAAUUAUAAAUGGUUAUUAAAUAAAUACAAUAGAAGAUUUUCAAAUAUCUUGUGACUUAGAAGCUUAUAUAUAACCUAUUACUUAUCCGCCUAACUUUGAAUAUAUUAUUAACUCUUCAGAUAACUUGGAAGAUACCGUGUUUAUAAAAUUUAUCAUAACAGCAUAACAUAUAAAAAAUGUAUUGUAGCAAAGAUAAGUCAAUAGUAAUUGUCCUUGUUUUGAAGACAUAGAAUAUUCAGUUUUUUCAGAAAUGUUUAUUCAAAGAUUUUAUCCUGAAGAAUAUAAUAAAUAAUAAAAUUAAUAAUUAACAAGUUAAGAUACCUGCCAAGAGGUAGAAAUAGAAGAAAAAAAUAAUGAAGAGGAAGAAAAUACCCAAAAAACAUGUGGUUAUAGAUUUAUUUAAUGA